CCCCGGCACGGCCGCGAGCAGCGCUCCCCGGCGGCGGGACCGGCACCGCCACCGGCCCCGUGCCCGUGCGGGCGGGAGGCGGGGCCGUGCUGCCGGAAGGGCCGCGCGGACGGCGGCGGUGAGGGACCGCCGGCUCUUCCGCCGCGACGUAAUGGCGGGGCGGCGAUAGGGGACGGGCUGGCCGGCGGCGGGUGUGAAUCACUAAAUUGAAUAGCAAUAACCAUGGGAGAUGCUGCAAAACCACCUUUUGCCAAACAAAAUAAGGAACCAGAAAUGUAUGAAGAAGAAUUAAAAGGAAGUCCAUUACAGAAAGACUGCCAAACCAUGGAUGAAUAUGGGAAUGGCCAUAGCAAUAACAUGGAUAUCAGCACGCAAAAGAAGAGGGGAAUGCCAGGUCAUUAUGGAAAUAGUCCUAGGCGAGGGCCACGUAAUGUUUUGAGUAGCCCACAUUCACUUAAAAACAUAACUCACAGUCAAGGAUUGAAGUUCAGUGAUACCCAAAAAGACCAAAUAAAGAAGUGGAUAUCUGAUGACCACCGUGGUACUUCUGACAGCUGGAGAGAGUACAGAUCUGUAGCAUGGAUCCCCAUGCAUAGCAGGACAAGAAAGGACUCUCUUCAUGAGGUUGAAGGUGCAGGAAACAGAAACGUGAGACGACAACUUCAGAAAGACCUAACAAAUGAAGACGUUCCAGAGAUGCAGAAAGGAAACCCUGUGAAGAAACUCAAGAAAACAAGGAGAUCAAGAAGAACUAGAAAAGAUGAGUAUGAUCAUGAUGAUGAAGUGGAUGGCCCAGUUAUAGAUGAAUCUCAGCUGUCAGCAAAAGAGCUUCUAGGGUUGCAACAAGCUGAAGAACGUUUGAAGCGAGACUGCAUUUACAGACUGAAGAAGCAACCUCGAAACUAUCCAUCAGCAAAAUAUGCCUGCAAAUUGUGUGAUGUUUUGAUUGAGUCAGUGGCUUUUGCUCAUAAGCAUAUUAAGGAGAAGAGACACAAGAAAAGCAUAAAGGAAAAGCAAGAGGAACAGAUGCUGAGCACCCUGCCUCCUCCAACAGCUUCACAGAUUAAAGCUAUUGGUGUUGCCAUUGAAAAUGUAGUACAGGAGUUUGGCUUAAGUAAUGAAGAUUUAGAAGAAAGGCUCAACAUUAAAACAGUGAUGGAAGGUGUGCUGCAUCAAAAAUUGCCAGAGUGCUCAUUAAGAUUGUACGGCUCCUCCUGUAGCGGAUUUGGUUUCAAAACUUCAGACAUAAACAUAGAUAUCCAGUUUCCUGCCAGUAUGAGUCAACCAGAUGUUCUCUUACUUGUUCAAGAAAGUCUGCAGAACAGUGAAUCGUUUAUUGAAGUUGAUGCGGAUUUCCAUACUAGAAUACCAGUGGUGGUGUGCAGAGAAAAGCAAAGUGGACUUAUUUGUAAAGUAAGUGCAGGGAAUGAGAAUGCUUAUCUGACAACAAACCAUUUGGCUACACUUGGAAAACUAGAACCCACUGUUGUAUCUUUAGUGAUUGCCUUCAGGUACUGGGCAAAGUUGUGCUGUGUUGAUCGUCCCGAAGAAGGAGGUUUGUCACCUUACGUGUUUGCAUUAAUGGUCAUCUUCUUCCUGCAACAGAGGAAAGAGCCUUUUCUACCUGUCUACUUGGGAUCAUGGAUUGAAGGAUUCUCAUUAAACAAAUUAACUAAUUUUCAUAUUAAAGAAGUGGAGAAUGAUGCUGUGGUUUGGGAGCAUAACCCCCCUGAUGACGCUGAUGUGCCACAAGAAACUUCCCCUAAAAGGGACAAGGUUCCCUUAGUAUUUGAUUCGGGACAGCAGUGUUCAGCACCUGCUGGGCAGCUCUGGGUAGAACUGCUUCGUUUCUAUGCCUUGGAGUUCAAUAUGGCUGAUUUGGUUAUUAGCAUACGACUCAAAGAAACAGUGUCUCGUGAAUUAAAGGACUGGCCUAAAAAGCGCAUUGCUGUGGAAGACCCAUAUUCAGUCAAGAGGAAUGUAGCAAGAACUUUGAACAGCCAGCUAAUGUAUGAGUAUAUUCUUCACUGCCUGAGAGCAACUUACAAGUAUUUUGCCUUGCCUCACAAGAAAGAUGUAAAAUUGAGCAAAAAGUCCUCUCCAAAUGCCAAUGAGGAGAAACCCCAAAAUCUGGACCAUGGAAAUGAUGCCAUAAAGCACGAAAAUUCUGACUUGCAAACCUUGGAUGAUAGAAUGAACACAGCAGUAGUGGAAGAUUAUGUAAUUGAAACCACAGAUAUUCCCCAGGCGCAUAGAACUGAUUCUUCAAAGGUGUGUGAUGGCUCAGAAAGCUUGACAGAAGAAGAAUUAGCUGAUGAUAUAAGUCAUUUGGGAAUUGCCCAUGAAGAUUCAGACUGCAUAGUUGAGGAAGUUAUUUCUGGAGAUAAUGAGGGGUUUAAGCCAAGUUGUGAGGAGACAGAGAGUGGAAAUGAAGAAGAGGAGGAGGAAGAAGAACAAGGAAGAAGAUGGAAUAUCUUGACUACUGAGCAGGGAAUAGAUGAAGACAGCGAUAGUGGAGAUAUUCCUGUUACAGUGAUUGAGCAUGAUAUAGAGACAUGCUGUAAUUCAGACUUGGAAGGUUUUCAAAACACAGCACUUACAGAGAGUGAUGAGUUCGGCUUAGAGUGCAGUGGUAUAAUUGAUGACAAGAUUGAUGUUGAUGAGGAGAGCACUGAAGGUACUGAUGAACUGGAUGAAUCCCCACAAAAAUUCAUGUGUUCAACACAAAGUCAAUUGUCUGAGAUGAUUAACACUGAUGAUGAGGAGGAAGAGGAGGAAGAAUCAAGUCUUCUAAGCCAAGCAGUGUGUGGUGGCAUCAUGAGAGCUGAAGGUGAACUAGAUAACACAUUUCCUGGAUCUGGAGAUGAGGAUGCACUGUCAGAGGAAGAUGAUGAUUUGUCCGUCACCAAUAAAUAUGAAGACAAACAUUUCAAAGAAAAUGUGGAUGGAUCUCUGAGAAUCAAUUUGAGUCAAGAGAAUCUUACUGAAAAGGGAAGUCUUUUUGAAGAGAACACAGGAAUAGAACAGUGUUUAGAAUCUGAACUCUUUUAUAAAUUUAGUAAAACAGCUUUUACAAAGGGCAAGUCUCCUACAGUAGUGUGUAGCUUGUGCAAACGGGAAGGUCACUUAAAGAGGGAUUGUCCAGAAGACUUCAAGAAAAUUGAGCUAGACCCACUGCCACCGCUGACACCCAAAUUUUCAGUUAUUCUAGAUCAAGUUUGUGUCCAAUGUUAUCAGGAUUUUGCACCAAAUACUGUAGAGGAUCAGGCUCGGGAAUAUAUACGACAAAACUUGGAAAACUUCAUUAGAAUGGAAUUCCCAGGAACAAAGCUGAAUUUGUUUGGUUCCUCAAAAAAUGGCUUUGGUUUCAAACAAAGUGACCUUGAUAUCUGUAUGACAAUGGAUGGGCUGGAAACAGCUGAGGGACUUGAUUGCAUCAGAAUCAUUGAAGAUUUAGCAAAAGUUCUCAAGAAACAGUCAGGUCUCAGAAAUGUCUUGCCAAUAACAACAGCUAAAGUCCCAAUUGUCAAAUUUUUCCAUGUCAGAAGUGGUCUUGAAGUAGACAUCAGUUUAUAUAACACUCUGGCCUUGCAUAAUACAAGACUCCUGUCAUCAUAUUCAGCCAUUGAUCCUAGAGUAAAAUUUUUGUGUUACACAAUGAAAGUCUUCACAAAGAUGUGUGACAUAGGAGAUGCAUCUCGAGGUAGCCUUUCUUCUUACGCAUAUACUCUUAUGGUGCUUUAUUUUCUUCAACAGAGAAAUCCACCAGUUAUCCCUGUUCUUCAAGAGAUCUACAAAGAACCAAAAAAGCCUGAAAUUUUAGUUGAUGGUUGGAACGUUUAUUUCUUUGAUAAGAUAGAAGAGUUGCCAGAUGUUUGGCCUGACUUUGGCAAAAACACUGAAUCUGUUGGGCAGCUUUGGCUGGGACUUCUCCGUUUUUACACAGAAGAAUUUGAUUUUAAAGAGCAUGUCAUCUGCAUUAGGAGAAAGAAUCUGCUUACAACUUUCAAGAAGCAGUGGACCUCCAAAUACAUUGUAAUUGAAGACCCCUUUGAUUUGAACCACAAUCUUGGAGCUGGAUUAUCAAGAAAAAUGACAAAUUUUAUAAUGAAGGCUUUUAUCAAUGGCAGAAGGGUAUUUGGUACUCCUGUAAAAAUAUUUCCUAAAGAAUAUCCAUCAAAAAUGGAGUACUUCUUUGAUCCAGAAGUACUCACAGAAGGAGAAUUGGCACCAAAUGACAGAUGCUGCAGAAUUUGUGGUAAAAUUGGCCACUUCAUGAAAGAUUGUCCCUUGAGAAGAAAAGUAAGGCGGCGACGUGAUUAUGAAGAUAGCAAAAACCAGAGGUACCCAGAAAACAAAGAGAAAAAAAGCAAAGAGGACAAAGAAACCCAGAAUAAAACAACAGAAAAAGAGAACUCAGUGAAAGAGGGAAAGUUGCAUCCAUUUACACCGCCGAAGAGCAAACCAACAAGGGGAAUAGUGGAAACUGGAAGAGAAAAGAGUCCCAGGCAAUCAGCAGAGAAGUGGAAGCGUCUGGAAGACAGAGAGUUAAGAGAAAAACGUUGUUUCAUCUGUGGAAGAGAAGGUCAUAUCAAAAAGGAGUGCCCACAGUAUAAAGCAACUGCAGGAGGAUCAAAGCUGGAAGUGUUGUGUGGAUCCCCUUCUUUACCAACUGUUACCAAACAUGGUGGUCGAUUAAAUCAGGGAAUGCUUAUACAUGAAGAAAAAAAGAAACAAAAAGGAAAAGUAUUUUUGAGUCCCCAGUCAGGUUUGUAUGUCUUAAUUUCAAUUCAGAACUUCUGUGUAAAAGCAUGCAUUUUUAACUUGCUUUCUCCAUCAGUCCUAACGGGAACUCUGCCCAAUUUGCUGAACACAGCAGUAGUCUGGACAGGUUGCUAGAUAAUUCUGAAGUGAAAACAGUUUUUUUUUUUCAAGCUGGAAAUGUGCAUUUUUUUUUCAGUUGUGUUUUGGGAGCAGAACAUGUAAGGCAUGUUAAUUCUGUCAGCCAUUUGUUCUUUAUUUAACUCUGAUAGAUUUAUUUUGCAGAAGGAUAUGGUGUUUUUAUCAAUCUUUCUCUUCUCUCCCUCUGUUUUGGCAUACAUGGGGUUCUGUGUUUCUCCUCAGGGACGACAUGUGGAACACUUUCUUGUGAGGCUUCCUCAGAGUAAUCGUCUAGAAUUCCAUAUGAUCAGCUAACUUAGGAGAGACUAUGAAAGCACAUCCUUUGUCUGAGCUGCCAAAAUGCAAGAAAGUUAAAAUUACACUUACAAGUAGCAGUCAGAUGAUGACAUAAAGGCCUUUAUGUACUCUCUCUGGAUCAGAGAUGUUUUGUGCAUUGUGUUAGAUGCAUGGUUGCCGCUGCAGCUUCCUUACAGUAAUUUCACACACUUAACUUAUUAACUGGUACAAUGAAGAUUUUAAAAGCAACUGCUUUUUUUUUUUAAUUUGAGUUUUGAAUGCAACUGCAAACCAUUUAGCAGCUUGUUUGUUUUUUUUUUUCCAGGAAAUAUAUAUAAGUCUCUUCUGGGGCACCUGAAGGGGGAUUUGAGUAGUAUUCACAAACUUCUGAAGACUAAACUGCUAUUAAGUACAUCAUUAGAGUCUCAGUUUUUUGUGGGGUGGGGAUAGUACUUCCUGUUUGCAUUGCAAGACUCUUUCAAAUCUAAGUUUGGGGAUUUAAACCACAAAGCAGUUUGUCAUUAGGUGUUUAGUUGGAAAAAAAAAAUAGUCUUCCUUGUUUCUAUUUUAGUAUUUCCUACUGUUCUCCAGCAGCUGAUGUUACAAAGUUGAUCUGUGUGUGAUUUCAUUGUAGUUUGACUUAACGGUAUUUUCCUCCUGUCUGGUUGUUUCAUUUGCUUUAUGUCUGUUUGUGUUUUUUUUUUAAAUAUUAUUUGAAACCUUUAAACCUUUAAAGUGUGAUGCUUUUUUUUCCCCCCCAAUCUCAGGCAGCCUUUCCAAUAAAUAUAUGACUCAGGGAAAAGCCUCACAGAAGAGGACCCAACAAGAAUCAUGAGGGAUAUGAAGCACUGUUAAAUUGCAAUACAGGCCCUUCAUUCACUUAAAAACUUACUUUGGCUAAAGCAUCUGGAUUCACAGGACAGCAGCAUAAACAAUCUUCAACUUAAAAUACCCAUAUUUCUUUAAAUUUAAUACAAAUUGCUAGUAAAAGAAACUGGAUUUUAAUAUGGUCUCAUACCAUGGACCCCUGCUCUUAAAUAGGUUGUUUUUAAGCAUUUUAAUAGAAAGCCACCACAUUUUGUAUUUGUUCACUAGGUAAAUCAUAUAGAUAAGGGCAGGUACUAAAAAUGGACCAAGGUUUUGUCUUGUCAUUCAGCCUGACCAUUUUAAAAUGCACUAAAAUUGUGUGCAAGCCAAAUAUGUAUUUUCUUCAAAAACUGAUUUUUGAAAGAGCAAAUAUUUAUAAAUGUUGUUUACUGAAUCCUUGUGUAAAAUUGUAUGAAAUGUUUGUAGACUGCUACAGCUGUGUUUGCAAACAGGUUUUUGUGGUGUUUUCUUUUCCCCCAUGUACAGAACUGAAAACAUGGACACUAGGAAACAUAUGUAAAAGUCUCUGCAAAUAAGCAGUGCCAUUAAGGUUUUUGUUUUGUUUUUUUUUUUCCCCUUCUGUGAUUUUAUGGGAAUUCAUUUGCUGCUGUGCUUGUGUACAAGAGGGGAAAAAGAAGAAAAAAAAAAAGGACUAUGAAACAGGUCAGUCCUGUUUGAUGCUGCUAAGAAUCUUUUUCAUGACCUUGGGGAUACAGACAUAACUGCUUUAUGUAACAGAGAAAUGAUAUAUGGCAACUGAGGAAAACACAUCCAUUUUCAUAAAAUGUGAAUGGAAUCCUUGGACCAGCCAAGAAUUUAAGUAGUAUUAUCAACUUGAGCUUUACUUGAAGUCCUUCCAGAGCUGGUAAUGUACUCUCUAUCUUGUUCAGGAAAGAAUUAGUUAUGUCGUAAAAUUGAAACCACUGUUAUUUAUGACUUUUAAAUAAAUAAAAAAAAAGAAAAAGAAAUUCAGACUUAAGUUUCUAUAUUUCUUCUUAGGUUUUAGUUUUCAGUAUUCCUUUACUUAAAUGUAAGAUUAAUGAUUAACUUGUUAGAAUAAUCUGUUUUUUGAAAUGUCGUGUUUAAAUCUUUUUUCCCUACCUAUCUAUUUUUAAACUAAAGGUGAAAGCUAGAAUUUCUAAAGUGACUUCAAGAAGCUGAGAUCCUAUUUUGAUUUGCAUCCAUCUGUAACCGGCUAUUUAUAAACUUCUAGAUUGCAACUUUUCAAAAAAAAAAAAAUUUCCUUGACAUAUUUUCAAUCUUAGCCAGCAACAAACAGUAGUUUUUUUUUCUGUAACUUCUGUCUUCAUAUAAAAUUAAGCCAUUUUUU
This is a messenger RNA of Cygnus olor (mute swan), 7375 nucleotides long. It is a transcript of the gene TUT7, whose product is annotated as terminal uridylyl transferase 7. Lineage: Eukaryota; Metazoa; Chordata; Aves; Anseriformes; Anatidae. The record is from RefSeq and is a predicted model, not a curated record. The transcript has 28 exons. Bases 223 to 4899 code for a protein of 1558 amino acids. Gene Ontology annotation, molecular function: RNA uridylyltransferase activity; zinc ion binding; nucleic acid binding.